AUGGCUGAAAGGUCAAAGAGAAUAAGGGGGGUAGCAGUGGCCAGAGGUGGAACAAGGGUCAGUCACCGGCUUUUUGUAGAUGAUUGUGUGAUUUUUGGGAGAGCUCUUAUGGCAGAAUGGCAGAGGAUUCAUAGGCUGUUGGAGAUGUACGGGAAGGCCUCAGGACAGAUGCUCAAUUUACAGAAAUCCACUAUCUUUUUCAGCUCAAAUACACCUACUGCAGUGAGAAGACAAAUUCAAAGGGAAGCAGGGGUCCCUGUGUGUGGGAAUUAUGAGAAAUAUCUAGGUCUACCUGCCAUGAUAGGUAGAUCUAGGUAUAACACUUUCAGGGAAGUAAAGGAAAGGGUAUGUGCAAGGCUGAAUAAUUGGAAGAACCUGUUUCUAUCGCAAGCAGGGAAAGAAAUUUUGUUGAAAGCAGUUAUCCAGGCUAUUCCUACAUACUCAAUGAGUGUGUUCAUGUUGCCUAGAAGAAUUUGCAAAGAGAUCUCUUCACUCAUGGCCAGAUUUUGGUGGGGGCAUAAAGAAAAAGAUAACAAGAUUCAAUGGAGAAGUUGGGACAAAUUGGGGGACUCAAAAAGGGAUGGGGGGUUAGGUUUUAGGGAUCUUGAAUGUUUCAAUCAAGCAAUGCUGGAGAAUGCUCACCUCCCCUUCUUUGAUGGUUGUCGAGAUUAUGAAGGAGAAAUAUUUUAG
Messenger RNA from Carya illinoinensis, 690 nucleotides. RefSeq lists its product as uncharacterized. The record is from RefSeq and is a predicted model, not a curated record. The transcript has a single exon. The coding region runs from base 1 to 690 and encodes 229 amino acids. Lineage: Eukaryota; Viridiplantae; Streptophyta; Magnoliopsida; Fagales; Juglandaceae.